AUGCACCCUCUGCUCGCCGCGCGGCAGACGGUGGCCGAGCUCUUCAAUGCGGCUCCUCUGGGGGACGGCGAUCACGUUGGAUACUUGAACUGGUCCCAUGACCUGGUCAAGGCGAUCCAAUCUGCCGCUUCACAUGGUGCUUCCGAGAGUGAAGUCGAAGGCUACGUCGAUCAUUCUUUUGAUCUCGUAUAUCCGUAUCUCCCGCUGGACGUCGAAGACUGGCCUGACUGGAGCAAACCGGCGUUCGUCCAGGCUCGUCUACGCAUGCUCAAGCAAAGGGAAGCAGAUAUGCUCCAAGCAUCUAUCUCCAGAGCCCCUCACUCUUCUGAGUCGGCUGCGGCUGAAACCACCCUCACUCAGCCGAGUGUCCAACCGGUUGCGUCGACUUCGCCCGAGGGUCCAUUUGCCGCAGGUCCUUCCCACCCGUUCUCCCGGCCCGCGCAGUCAGAUCUUACAGACUCGCCGCAUCCAUCACACCAGAGGGAUGUACCCGAAGCUCCCCAGGGCCACGAACCUGUUGCUCCACCGCUCUCGUCGCUCAUGGACGACCAGUCCCUGAAACGCAAGCUCGAAGACGCUGGAGUCUCGCAGCGGCAAGACAAGCGUGCAAAGCCUGUUAUCACUGCGAUGCCGCCGCAUCCGUGUUCCAUGCUUCCUCGCAGUUAA
Molecule: messenger RNA, 666 nt
Organism: Trametes versicolor FP-101664 SS1
Lineage: Eukaryota; Fungi; Basidiomycota; Agaricomycetes; Polyporales; Polyporaceae
Exons: 3
Coding region: 1-666 (221 amino acids)
Source: RefSeq, a predicted model, not a curated record